AACUUCGAGGAGGUUGAUGGGAUUGCAUGGCUGUCGUCCGCCAUGAUGCUCUUUGAAAAAUUUCCUCUAUACCUUCGAGUAAAGCGCUUAAUAUGCUUUCUUCAUGGAGGUGAGAUACCCAGCUUCACCAUGGACUAAAUUUAGAAACUCUACUCUUUCUAAUUGAGCCAUAAAAACCCGUUUAUACGGGUUUUUUGGACUGCUUUCGGCCUUGCAACCGUGUGGCCUCGUGGUUCUCGUACGAGGACUAAGAACCACUCGCAAGGAUGAGCAAGCUAUCGUUCCGCGCCCGGGCGCUGGACGCCUCCAAGCCAAUGCCCAUCUAUCGGUCCGAGGAAAUACCAGAUCUUCCGGAUUUUGCUGCGAUCAACCGAGCUGUUCCUCAAAUGCCCACGGGAAUGGAAAAAGAAGAAGAAUGUGAACAUCACCUGCAGCGUGCCAUCUCCGCACAGCAAGCGUUUGGUCACACAGGAGAGCUGGUCAUCCCCACGCCCGAAGUGUACACCAUCGGAGAUGAUGUAUUUGACGCAUUCUACCCCCCAAAUUACAAGCUGUCCAGGCAACUCAUUCACAUGCAACCCUUUGCGAUGGAUCAGGACAUCCCCGACUACGAUAUGGACUCCGAGGACGAAAAGUGGCUCAACCAGCAAGCGAAGAAGAUGGAAAUUCACCACAAUCAGUUUGAAGAGAUGAUGGACCGGUUAGAAAAGGGCAGCGGCCAACAGGUGGUGACACUCAACGAGGCAAAGACAUUGCUAAAAGAAGACGAUGAUCUCAUUAUUGCGGUGUAUGACUAUUGGCUCAACAAACGGUUGCGGACGCAAUGUCCAUUGGUACCUCAAGUAAAAUCAGAAAAGCGGGAUGGAUCAAAUAACAGCAAUCCUUAUGUCGCAUUCCGGAGAAGAACAGAAAAAAUGCAAACAAGAAAAAAUCGGAAAAAUGAUGAGGCCUCGUACGAGAAGAUGCUGAAGUUGCGGAGAGACUUAAGUAGAGCAGUGACACUUCUAGAAAUGGUGAAGAGAAGAGAGAAAACCAAGCGAGAACAUCUUCAUCUCACGAUAGAGGUGUUUGAGAAGAGGUACCAAGUGGGGGACUUCAGUGGCCAGAUAAUGGCGGAGGUGCUGGCGAUGAAGAAUUCCAGGCCAAGCUACGUUUCUGUAAAUAAUAGUCAAUUGUCAAGGCAGGAGUCUAGGUUAUCAAAGCACAGGUCUGAAGACGGUGUACCACGGAAGAAACGCGAGUACACAAAGCGCCGAAACAAAGAAAUUCCUAGUCUGUCUCAGAGCCAAGUGAGCUACACCCGGUCGGAGGUAGAGCUCGGUCUCUCGGACAUGCCCAGCUCGGACGACGAGCCGCUCUCCCCGGUCACCUCACCGUCUGACAACGAGGACGAGAAUGAUCCUGACGGUCCUUACGCUUUCCGAAGAAAGAAGUACUGCAACUACCACGCUCCACUCCUAGAAAGGCUAGGGAACUACCCCUGGUGUGGUCCGGAGGAGGGAGGCGCUGGUGACCGCAAGUACCGGUACUGCCUGACCACCCUGGCGGUACCCAAGCCCCACUGUGUAGGCUUUGCAAGACGGAGGAUAGGCAGGGGUGGCAGGAUCUUGCUCGACCGGGCGUGGACACCACUAGAAGACUACUGGCCAGACCUGGACAUAGCGCUGAACCAGUCCAUGCCCAAUGGCCUCCCUCCCAGCAACGACUUCUUGGCCGAGAUCAAGAACGACUGGUUGCACUUCCGGCCGCAGCAGCGCAACAGUGCGGGCGGCCCCAGCGGCCCUGGCUGCAGCGGCGGUGGACCCACCUCGGGCACCCCUACCACCUCCGCCAGCACGGAACACCGGCAAGACGCGUCCGGCGGAACCCAGGCCGAAAACCCUCCUCCACCUGCGAGUGGUGCGCCGUCGUCUGGAACGUCGUCGACCACGGACUUUGAGAGCUUCCAGAGCCACCAGGAGGAGCUGUUUGAAAUGCAGCGCAAGCAGCUGGAGAGGUUAAAAGGCGGCGGAGCCUCGAGCGGAGGAGGGAACGCUUCGGCGGGUGGCACUUCUUCAGAGGGAGCCUCGUCAGGCGGUGUUUCGUCGAGCGGGACUUUGUCGGCGGGCCAGGCUGGCCGCUCCGGGGGUUCGCACCUGACCCUGGACCCGGCCAGCGUGGAGUUUGCGGUGUCUGCUGUGAUGAGCACCACGGAGAUGUCCGGGAUGAUUCUCAACUCCCUCGUGUCCUCCUCGUCCUCCUCCUCAUUGUGCACAGCCCAGGGAGACCACAUGGUGGCCAGGCUGUCAUCCUCUGCGGCGUCCAACGGUCCUUCUGCCGACGGUCGUGCGGCCGAGGCGGAUGUGUCGCGGGCGGGGCGCCGGCUGCCCACGGGGCCCGGCGGUGACCCUGGCACGGAGGCAGACUCGUGCGUGGCGGCCCUGAUGCCUCCGGUGGAGCUGGGCACCAAGUUGCCGGCUUCCCUGGCCGACCUCCGCUUUCCCAUCCUGGAGCAGAACGGCAACGAAGGGAACAAGGCACGCCACGAACUGUCGAGCAGCCUGCCGAGGGUGAAGCUGGAACCCGUGGGCACGGCAGACGGGGCCCUCCCAAUGGACGUGACCUGACAGCCGCCCGACGAUGACAAUAACAACGUACAAGCCACCGUCGCUCCAGACAAGAGUCUGCUGCUGCGGCCAAAGCCGAAACCGAAGCCAGAAUGGGAGGAGCCGUUCCGGACAGGCCUUCCCUCGCUGCCUCGGCCGGGCACGGUUCCACACCCGCGAGUCGGUCGGGGCCAGCCCGACGCGGGCGGGUUGUCGCCUCCCGCUCCCUCGCUGGCGAACAGAUACUGCUCCUCCUCCCUUUCCUCCCUCCCCCUGCCAGUCCUUCUCGUUUAUCAUUGUUCCUCCCCUCCCUCGAGGGAGCUGAAUUCCCGUGCUCAACAAAGGCGCGUGGUUGUAGCCUUUUGGGACAAAGCUAAAAGAAAGGGUACAAAAUAUGAUGUGAUGCCGUCAGUCGUUUUGUACCAUCCGGUCGUCGAUAAGUUUCUUCUCGUCUAGGGGGAAGAUGGUGUUGGCUGCGCAGUUUUGGCUGAAAUUUGAAAGAUCAAUGGGAAGGGUCCUUCUCGGUCAGCGAGAAUGCGGUUCUCGUGACCGGUGUCCGACUCGCCGAGUGUGGCAUUCGUGUCGCCCAACCUGCGUGCGGCGUUGGUUGGGUUGCCCGGGCUUGGUUGUGGAGGGGGGCAAAAAGUGUACACUGCACUGCCAACACUGCAGGGAAGGGACAGUCUGCCUCGAGCAUCUGAAACCUCUCUGCUGCUAGUUACGUUAAGCUUUCCCUCGCCAUCGGUGCGAGAAAAAACUUGGCACCGUCAAGAGACAGAACACACACAGUUGUACUACCAGGUCACUGCAGGUUGCCGUCUAGAUGCAUUUUCCCUUUUCUGUGUAUAGUAGUUUUGGACUGCAACUUCCUUCAUUGCAAAAUUUUCCGUAACAUUUUGUUUUAAAUGAAGAGCCUGACAGAUUGCAGAUGUGUAAAAUGCAAGCUAAAGAUCUUUGUGAUUUUCUUUUUGUAAGGGGGAAAGGAAACAUGGAGGAACUUGCUUUUUUUUUUUUCUUCCAGAACUGUUGUUGUGCACUUUGAUUUAUUUGCGGUGCAUAAUUACAAUGGCCACACCCAUGGCUAGGUUCUGUAGCUGUGAUAAUACCUCAUAAACAGGGACUUCGAUGGGAAAGGUUCUUUUUAUUUCUUUUUUUUAAUUUACCCUGGAGUGUGGGAGGGGGGAAAUCAGAAAUGAUGGGGUUUCGUGCCCUUUCAUCAUGUUGUACAAUGUGCUUGAAAUGUGUGUGUGCAUGUAUGCAUCUGUGUGCUUGUGUACACCCAUUCUGUAACUAAUGACUGUUCUAGAUUCAUGUGUUGGCGAGUAUGGACUAUGCAUGCAAUUGCAUGUUUGAGUGUGCUUGUUUGUUUGUGUGUGGGUGUGUGCGUGUGUGUGUGCUGGAAACACAUGUAGAACAAAUUAAAAAUAUUAAGAUAAAACAGUUGGCAAGGUAUCAGAAAAAAAAAAAGAUAAGAAAAAGUAAAGGUUUCUUUGAAGGUGCAGGGAAGUUCAGUGUUUUACAAGAAAUAAAGAGUUAGCUGGCUUGGGGAAAAUAACCAUUCAUAUGUGCUGGUGUAGUUAGAUUAACAACAUUGAUUAUAAUGAAAAGCUGCAUACUUUAGCUGCACCAGUGACAAAAUUUAUCUGUAUUCGAGUUGCCGUGACUCAAAAAUGUUUCCUUGCAAGUGCUUUGCUGCGCUGCCUUUCUUCUGCAACGAAGCUUUGUUCAAUUGCGCACAACCUGGCUGCUGCCCACAAAUGUGAAUUUAGGCAAUUUGUGUUAGAUGCAGCAAGUUAGCAAAUCGUAGGGAGGGUUGUACAAGCAGUGGAGAUUGGCUUUCUAAAGACACCUGAGCAUUUCUUCUGUCGUUGGGUGCAUGUGCAAGUUUGUAAAAUCCAUUUAUUUCUAACUUUUCAAAAUUUUUUCUUACUAAAAAUAAAAAGAUCUCAGGGGUUCAGUCUAGUUUAUUAAAAAUGUCUGUCGUCUAUCCUAAACGGUUGUUCUGUUUUCUGGACUUUUAGUUGCAAUCCUAACCCAACCACUAAGUCUUAUUCAGAUGUCUCCUUACAAGUGGGGUUAAAAUGCUUGCAGUGAUGAGCAACUUGCAGAACAUGAACCAAACCCUAGCCUGUUGAUAUAAAUCUCUAGUUAGGCAAAUCUGUGUAAGACCAUGUGUAAUGCCAACCACAUUGUAAAGAGGGGGAGAAAAAAAAAUGCCAGGCAUUUUCAGAGUACAAUAUUGUCUCAUUGAAAUAUUGUAUUGGCAGUUCUUUGGUGUGGAUGUUUCUGUACAUAUGGUAUUUCUUCUGCCAGAAAAUUGUGGUGGAUUCUUGGAAGAGCAUUUUGUUGAACUCUUCAAGUUUGUAUUAUAGUUUUGUAUUUACUUUGAAGGGUGAAAUUGCGGGGGAAAAACUCCAUUGUAUCAUUGUAAAUAGCAUGGUAGCCCUCAUGGGAUUAAAGACGAUCUAACCACCUUGA
Molecule: messenger RNA, 5063 nt
Organism: Ixodes scapularis (black-legged tick)
Lineage: Eukaryota; Metazoa; Arthropoda; Arachnida; Ixodida; Ixodidae
Product: enhancer of polycomb homolog 1
Exons: 15
Coding region: 267-2606 (779 amino acids)
Biological process (GO): regulation of transcription by RNA polymerase II
Cellular component (GO): piccolo histone acetyltransferase complex
Source: RefSeq, a predicted model, not a curated record